This is a messenger RNA of Helianthus annuus (common sunflower), 1230 nucleotides long. RefSeq names its product 60S ribosomal protein L5. The coding region runs from base 106 to 1020 and encodes 304 amino acids. Gene Ontology annotation, molecular function: structural constituent of ribosome; 5S rRNA binding. Lineage: Eukaryota; Viridiplantae; Streptophyta; Magnoliopsida; Asterales; Asteraceae. The transcript has 9 exons. Gene Ontology annotation, biological process: translation; ribosomal large subunit assembly. The record is from RefSeq and is a predicted model, not a curated record. Gene Ontology annotation, cellular component: cytosolic large ribosomal subunit; ribosome.
AUCAUCUUCUUCUAGGGUUUGUGGUACUUAAACGCCUUCAAAAUCGUUCUUCAACUGCUCUGAAAUCUCAGUGUCGUCUUCUCCGAAGCAUAUCGAGCGUCACUCAUGGCUUUUGUCAAAGCUCAGAAGUCAAGAUCCUACUUCAAACGGUUUCAAGUCAAGUUCAAGAGAAGAAGAGAGGGUAAGACUGAUUAUCGAGCGAGGAUUCGCUUGAUUAACCAAGACAAAAAUAAGUAUAAUACUCCAAAGUACCGCUAUGUCGUGCGAUUUAGCAACAAAGAUAUAGUUGCGCAAAUUGUGUCUGCAAGCAUUGCUGGGGAUAUGGUUCUUGCGUCCGCAUAUGCUCACGAACUGCCUAACUAUGGUCUCAAAGUUGGGCUCACAAAUUACGCUGCAGCUUACUGUACCGGUCUUUUAUUGGCUCGCCGCGUUUUGAAAAAGCUUGAGAUGGACGACGAAUACCAAGGAAACGUUGAGGCAACUGGUGAAGAUUACUCUGUCGAACCCGCAGAGACCAGGAGGCCUUUCAGGGCUCUUUUGGACGUCGGUCUUAUCAGAACAACUACCGGCAAUCGCGUGUUUGGUGCUCUCAAGGGGGCUUUGGAUGGUGGCAUCGACAUCCCACACAGUGAAAAGAGGUUUGCGGGAUUUAACAAAGAUGGUAAGCAACUUGAUGCUGAGGUGCACCGCAACUACAUUUACGGUGGGCAUGUUGCUUCCUACAUGAGGACUUUAAUGGAAGACGAGCCAGAAAAGUAUCAGACUCACUUUUCUGAUUACAUCAAAGCUGGGGUUGAACCCGAUAACAUUGAAGAGCUAUACAAAAAAGUGCAUGCGGCCAUUCGUGCGGACCCCACCCCGAAGAAAUCUGAGAAGCAGCCUGCUAAGGAGCACAAGAGGUAUAACUUGAAGAAGUUGACAUAUGAUGAGAGGAAGCAGAAGCUUAUCGAGAGGUUGAAUGCUUUGAAUGCGGCAGCUGGUGGAGGUGACGAUGAUGAUGAUGAGGAAGAUGAUGAGUGAUAAUGAUGUUGAAUUGUUUGGAAAGAAGACACUUGUGGUGACUUCAGUUUUGUAUGUGUUGUUUUUUAGAAUCAAAGAUGAGAUAUUUGGAGACAUCAAAAAGAGAGAUAUCCGACAUUCUUGUUCAAAUCUUUCUUGGUGCAAUUUUUUUAAUCAGUUUUAGUUUUUGCGGUUGUCACUACUAUUUAUUAACAUCUUUGUUAAAUAUCU